Maniola jurtina (meadow brown) is the source of this 2460-nucleotide messenger RNA. It is a transcript of the gene Elp2, whose product is annotated as probable elongator complex protein 2. The record is from RefSeq and is a predicted model, not a curated record. The transcript is spliced from 13 exons. The coding region runs from base 100 to 2421 and encodes 773 amino acids. NCBI's taxonomy places the organism in Eukaryota, Metazoa, Arthropoda, Insecta, Lepidoptera, Nymphalidae. Gene Ontology annotation, molecular function: protein binding. Gene Ontology annotation, biological process: tRNA wobble uridine modification. Gene Ontology annotation, cellular component: elongator holoenzyme complex.
CAAAAACAUAACCUAAAAAGUUAAAAAUUGUCAACAAACAACAAAACAAGAACAUAGUCUCACAAACAGUGCAAUAAUUAUAAAUCUAUAAAAUAAAAUAUGAAAAUAUCAGUGGAUCAAGUGUACACAUCAGCAGCUUGCAACCGAUCCCCAGAAAUAGCGGAUUGGAACAACGCUGGUCUUAUAUGUUUCGGCGCUUGCAAUGCAGUGGUUAUUUACGACACGAACGCCAAAGGCAAAGACCCACUCACGGUCCUCAGCCAUCACAAAUCAAAAGUAAACUUAGUAAAAUGGCUCCAAAAUCCUAACACCUCCUGCACAGAACUCUUAUCAUGUUCCGCAGACAAGACGGCAGCUAUCUGGACCUUAGACAAUGGGUUUUGGAAGGUUUCAAGUAGUUUAGUGGAACAUAAAGAUGGUGUGACUUGUGGCCAUGGAGUAUAUGUUGAUGGGGACAAUCUAUUGGUUUUUACUGGGUCUAUUGAUUCUAGUGUGUGUGUUUGGGAGAGGAUAGAUGGUACAACAACACUGAAACAGAAAAUCAACCUGCACUCAGGUCUGGCCCUGACGCUGCACAGCUAUGUGCUGUCCUCAGUCAACAAGCCCAUACUGUUCUGUGCUCUAGAUGACCACAAGGUGCACAUAUUUGUUGAGCAGGGGGAUAGUCAGUAUCACAGGGUUCACAUGUUGACAGGGCAUGAGGAUUGGGUGAGAGGCCUUGAUGUUUUGAAUGUUGAUGAUAACACAUUAAUACUAGCAUCAGCCUCACAAGACACAUACAUACGCCUGUGGAAGAUCCAGCGGUACGAGGAUGAACCAGUGACAGGCAUCAAGGUGGAACAGAAGGUGUUUGAGGCAUACCAAGUGAAGUGGUCAGUCAAACUGGAUGCUGUGUUGGCGGGGCAUGAGGGCUGGGUGUACGGGGUGCAGUGGCAGACCACUGUUGAUGAUGAAACGAAUCAGCCCAUCUACCGCCUCCUUUCAUCCUCCCUCGACAAGACCCUCAUAAUAUGGCAACCAGAGAGCCGCGGCGGCGCGUGGGUGGAGACCGUCCGAGUGGGGGAAGUGGGGGGGAACGGGCUGGGCUUCUAUGGCAGUCGGUUCGGUCCUGACGCGUUUCUGGGCCACGGGUACAAUGGAUCUCUGCAUAUAUGGAAAUAUGAUAAAGAGUCAAAGCAAUGGCAACCCAGCGUAGUGGUGGGCGGUCACUUCAGCGAAGUGGAAGACAUCCGCUGGGAAUCCAAAGGUCGAUACCUCGUGAGUGUGUCCCUCGACCAGACCACGAGGCUACACGCGCCCUGGCUGAGAGCUGACGGCAGCGGCACACAGUGGCACGAAAUAGCCCGUCCCCAAGUCCACGGCUACGACAUGGCGGCCAUAGCUCUCGUGUCGCCCACCACCUUCGUCUCCGCCGCGGAGGAGAAAGUGUUGCGGGUGUUCCAAGCACCACACAACUUUACACGCAACUUCCACAAUAUAACGGGCGAGACCCUCGCUGCAGAUGAUGUAAAGGGUCCCGAGGGAGCUGCAGUGCCGUCUUUAGGAUUGUCCAACAAGGCAGUGUUCAGCGCACAGGAAAAUGGCAAACCAGACGACGACAACGAUGGAUACUUUGUGCCCAUGGAACUACAUGAGCCCCCAACAGAAGAGACUCUGAUGCAGAACACUCUGUGGCCGGAAGUGCACAAACUUUACGGCCACGGCUACGAGGUGUACUGCGUAGACGCAAGUGCUGACGGCAGUCUCAUAGCCUCCGCCUGCAAAGCCACCACGGCGGAGCACGCGGCCGUGCUCUUGUGGGAAACCAAAACCUGGCAACAAAUCCAAAAACUAAUAUCCCAUACACUGACGAUCACUCAGCUUGCGUUCUCACCGGACAGCCAGCAACUACUCUCCGUAUCCCGAGAUCGAAGAUGGACCUUAUACCUCAGGACAGAGGGUUCAAAUUCCUUCAACAUAGCCGCCAGUACGGACAAAAAGAACGGAGUACACACGAGGAUAAUUUGGUGUUGUGCGUGGGCGCAUGAUAACAGUGUAUUUAGUACUGGCUCUAGAGAUGGAAAGGUAUGCGUAUGGUCUAAAACCGACACAACAAGUGACUCCUCGCUUAAAGACUACAGUUUAUUUGGUAAACCAUUAGAAUUAGCCAACUCGGUGACCGCGCUAGCGUUCGCGCCGAUGCCGGCAGAUGUUAGAAUACUUGCAGUGGGCUUAGAAACCGGCAUUAUAAAGAUAUACAAGUUCGACCUUACUUGGAGUUUGCUGUAUGAGCUAGACAAUAGUACGGCGCACCAUAUAACAGUGAAGCGCUUAUUCUUCAAGCCGAGACGAGCUGACGAGGUUGAAACGAGCAAGGAACUGCUAUUGGCCAGCUGUGGCAGUGAUACCUUCGUUAGGAUUUGUAAAAUAAAUUUAUUGUAAAUAAAUAUAAUACCAUAAUAAAUACUAUAUUUUGUUGAA